Molecule: messenger RNA, 1039 nt
Organism: Carassius auratus (goldfish)
Lineage: Eukaryota; Metazoa; Chordata; Actinopteri; Cypriniformes; Cyprinidae
Product: C-C chemokine receptor type 8-like
Exons: 7
Coding region: 113-1039 (308 amino acids)
Biological process (GO): G protein-coupled receptor signaling pathway
Cellular component (GO): membrane
Molecular function (GO): G protein-coupled receptor activity
Source: RefSeq, a predicted model, not a curated record
AAUCACAGUAUUCAGAGCUCUCUGUGUCACAUCCACAAAACAACCGAGUGUGAAGCUUGAUUUCUUUUUUGUAAUUGUUGGGUUUAUCCGUAGGUCUCUGCUUCAGUGACAAAUGAACGCCUCAGAUAAUAUAACGGAAUCACAGGAGAAUUACUGGUCCAAAAUUGAGAAGUCUGUGCUGGCUCCCAUUCUCACCACUGAGAUGGUACUGGGUGUUUUGGGAAAUGGAUUGGUUUUGGUAGUCAAAGUAGUGUGUAAAGACCACUUUCAGUGCCUUUACUGGCUGCCACUUUUCAGUCUCACGCUCUCAGAUUUCUUCUGCUCCUUCCUCAUCAUCUGUGGCUCCCUCUUAGCUGUGCUGAGUGAAGGUCAGAUUUCACCGUGGUGUGAGGUGGUGAGCUUGCUCAAGUUCACCUUCAUCACCUCUUCCAUUGGAAGCAUAGCUGUUCUCUGCGUACAGAGAUUUCUGGGAAUUCCAUCUAAAGGUAAAAGACUGUCUGUUCUCAUGGCCGUGGCAUGUGUGGCGUCAUGGUGCACUGGAGCUAUAUUUGGAGCAGUGCCAGUAGCCUUUGACUGGAUAAGGUAUGAUCCAGCAGAAAUGCUGUGUGCAGUGUUCUGGGAAAGCAGUUACUCUGACAUGAUGGUCUACAUCCUCUGUGCCUUCUCCAUCUCCAUCUUCAUCCCAUUUCUACUCAUACUCUCCUGCUCCAUCCUGACUCAUGUAGGCUUUGGAAAAGAUGUUUCCAGCCAGGGUGACCUGUCUUCUAUCACGCCACUGCUGGUGAUCUUGUAUCUGUUCUGCUAUGCUCCAUUUGCUGCAUCUGAGUUGGUUCUCCUUGGAAGGCUGGAUCUAUCCCCAUCCCCUGAAUGGCUGCGAUCACUGUCAUCAGUAAUGGCAUAUCUGGACUGUGUUUUAAACCCCUUUAUCUACUGCACUAAUAAAGACUUCAGAAAAGCAGUACUCAUACUGUUUCGGAACAAAGGGAGAUCAGUUUUACCUGAUCCAGUGCUGACUGGCAUUACAAGGCUUGAAAUAUGA